Molecule: messenger RNA, 573 nt
Organism: Rodentolepis nana
Lineage: Eukaryota; Metazoa; Platyhelminthes; Cestoda; Cyclophyllidea; Hymenolepididae
Source: the annotation of a GenBank genome assembly
AUGGAUGAAGGAAAACCUGAGAAAACUCCAAUCGAUUCCCUAUUUUCAAUGGAGCAUCUCAAGUACCUUGGUCCACCUUCGGAUCCAGUGAAAAUGGCAACUGCGCGUGACUUUUCACGAAAACAUGAGCUAAUUCGGUUCUUCAGAACCUGGAGACAGACGGUCAAAUCCAUCGUGGAAAUGGAAGGUGCAGACGUUCGACAUAAAAUGGCUGAUAUUCAUUGUUCUGAGCAGAUUUCGAAAAAAGUUUUUCUCACUUGGAGGAACUAUAGCCGAAAACGGAAGCAGAAUAUUCAGGGUUCGAACAUAAAUUUUGUUGUAUACAUGCAGAAAGCUUCGUCGCAAAGUCACGUUAAGCAGUCCGGUGACUGGUUUCCAGAACUGCCUGACCGCAUUCUGAGAAUGAUCUUUUCUUAUCUUGUCCCAGUGGAUUAUGUAAGCUGUGCCAUGGUAAAUCAAGCCUGGAAAAUUGCUGUUGAUUUCAAUGCGUCUGCAAGUGAACUUGACCUUUCCAAAAUUGCGAAUCGACGAUGGCCAAUUAAGGCGUGUAUUGUCUCUUACAAAAUUGAUUAA